Messenger RNA from Boleophthalmus pectinirostris (great blue-spotted mudskipper), 2044 nucleotides. It is a transcript of the gene ntng2a, whose product is annotated as netrin g2a. The record is from RefSeq and is a predicted model, not a curated record. Lineage: Eukaryota; Metazoa; Chordata; Actinopteri; Gobiiformes; Gobiidae. The coding region runs from base 383 to 1885 and encodes 500 amino acids. The transcript is spliced from 8 exons.
GUUAGGAGGUGUGACAGAAGGAGAGAGGAUAAGGAUUAAACCUGGACUAAAGUGUCACAGAGACUCAGAGGAUUUUAUACUGUUCAUUUACAAACAUUUACAACCAUGAAAUAAGACGAGGAGACAAGGAGGCAAGGAGAGGAGGAGAAAAGGAGGCAAGGACACAAGGAGACAAGGAGAGGAAACUUUAAACUCCAAUGGCCAAAGCAGCACCUGAGCGAGACACGAAGGACAGAAGAGACCAAGGAGAGAGGACACGAGGAGACAAGGAGACGAGAAGGACACUGAAGAACCAUCAGGACUGACCUGGGACCUGUGACCUGGGACCGGGUCAUGUGCCUCUCUGCCACGCUCCUAUUGGCCCCCAACCUAUGACGUCACCAUGCUCUGGCCCCUCCCCCUCUGGCUCUGGCCCCUCCCCCUCUGGCUCCUCCCCUUUCCACCAGGCUCCGCCCAAAACUCAAGUCCGUUCUCGUGGUGCAGUCUGGUUCGGUCCUCAGAAUCCGGUCCUUGGACUCAGUUUGGACCCUGUGAGCCUCAGAGCCGCGACAUGAAGGACCUGAUGAAAAUCCGAGUGGAACCUGCAGGAGUCACCUGUGGAGACCCACCUGAGAAGUUCUGCAGCCUGGAGAACCCGUACUUGUGCAGUGACGAAUGCGACGCCUCGAGUCCCGACCUCUCUCACCCCCCUCAGCUGAUGGGCGAUCGGGAAAGGGGCGGGCUCGUCACCUAUUGGCAGACGGUCACAUGGUCUCGUUUUCCUGAGCCACUAUUGGCCAACGUCACUCUGUCCUGGAACAAGACUCUGGAGACCACCGACGACAUCAUCGUGACCUUCGAGUCCGGACGCCCCUCCGCCCUGGUCCUGGACAAGUCCCUGGACCGAGGGCAGACGUGGCAGCCGUACCAGUUUUACGCCGACGACUGUUUGGAAACUUUUGGGAUGUUUCCAAAAAAAGUGUCUGACCUUUCACCUUCAAACCUGACUCGGGUCAUCUGCACCGAGGAGUACUCGCAGUGGGUAGGAGCCAAGGAGGAGAAGCAGGUGGUCUUUGAGGUUCGGUCUCGUCUCUCGGUCUUGGCGGGUCCAAAGCUCCUGAACAUGGACUCGUUGUGGACCAGACUGGACUCGAGUCCCGGACUCAGGGACUUCUUCAGCUUCACUGACCUGAGGCUCCGUCUGCUGCGUCCGGCGCUCGGAGGAACCUACGUCCAGAAAGACCGACUGCUCAUGUACUACUACGCCAUCAGCAAUGUGCAGGUGCCCGCCAGGUGCAGGUGUAACCUGCAUGCCUCCUCCUGUUCGCUCCGGGACUCGACUCUCGUCUGCGACUGUGACCACUUCACAACAGGUGCAGACUGUGAGCGCUGCCGACAGGGCUUCACCCGCCGGGAGUGGAGGGCAGGGACGUACCUGCCACUGCCACAGGGGACCGCCAACAUCUGUGAGACCCCCAGAACUUUCAGAACCUUCAGAACCCCCAGAACCUUCAGAACUUUUAGAACCCUCAGAACCUUCAGAACCUUCAGAACUUUCAGAACCUUCAGAAACCCCAGAACCUUCAGAACCUUCAGAAACUUCAGAACCCCCAGAACCUUCAGAACUUUCAGAACCUUCAGAACCUUCAGAGCUUUCAGAACCUUCAGAACCUUCAGAACUUUCAGAACCUUCAGAAACCCCAGAACCUUCAGAACUUUCAGAACCUUCAGAACCUUCAGAACCCUCAGAACCUUCAGAACCUUCAGAACUUUCAGAACCUUCAGAACCUUCAGAACCUUCAGAACUUUCAGAACCCUCAGAACCUUCAGAACCUUCAGAACUUUCAGAACCUUCAGAACCCUAAACCCUAAAUCAAAUUCUCUGACUGUUACUGACCUGAGCUAACGACCCGACUGUGUUUCAGGUGAAGCUGCAGAGGAGCCUGAGGGUGAGACUACAGGCCCCGCCCCCUCUGACUCACAGACGCCACCUGCAGGAUCCAAACCAGACUCUUCUGAUUCAGGUCAGGUUCUGCUAAAACCUCUAGUCUAGAUCUGGUCCUGA